This is a messenger RNA of Osmerus eperlanus (European smelt), 5647 nucleotides long. RefSeq names its product voltage-dependent T-type calcium channel subunit alpha-1I-like. NCBI's taxonomy places the organism in Eukaryota, Metazoa, Chordata, Actinopteri, Osmeriformes, Osmeridae. Gene Ontology annotation, molecular function: voltage-gated sodium channel activity; low voltage-gated calcium channel activity. Gene Ontology annotation, cellular component: voltage-gated sodium channel complex; plasma membrane; neuron projection. Gene Ontology annotation, biological process: positive regulation of calcium ion-dependent exocytosis; calcium ion transmembrane transport; calcium ion import. The record is from RefSeq and is a predicted model, not a curated record.
CACCACGGGCGUCGCCCUGCCCCGCCCCUACUACAUGGCGGACGAGGACGACGAGCGCCCCUUCAUCUGCUCGCUGGCCGUGGACAACGGCAUCAUGGCGUGCUCGGACGUGCCGACGCGGCGUCAGGGCGGGCGUAACUGCUGCAUGAGCAAGGAGGAUGCCCUCUCCCGCCAGGCCCAGGGCCUGGGCGCCGAGCCGCUGCCCGGCAACGGCAGCGCGGGCGCGGCGGGGCUCUGCGUCAACUGGAACCAGUACUACACCCGCUGCCACACCGGGUACAGCAACCCUCACAAGGGAGCCAUCAACUUUGAUAACAUCGCGUACGCUUGGAUGGUCAUCUUCCAGGUGAUCACUCUGGAGGGCUGGGUGGAGAUCAUGUACUACGUCAUGGACGCCCACUCCUUCUACAACUUCAUCUAUUUCAUCCUCCUCAUCAUCAUCGGCUCCUUCUUCAUGAUCAACCUGUGCCUGGUGGUGAUCGCCACCCAGUUCUCGGAGACCAAGCAGCGGGAGCACCAGCUGAUGCAGGAGCAGCGGGCCCGCUGCCUGUCGUCGUCCACCGUGGCCAGCCUGGCCGAGCCGGGCGACUGCUACGAGGCGCUCUUCCAGCUGGCGUGCCACGUGCUGCGCAAGGCCAAGCGCCGCUCCGCUGCCCUCUACCGUGCGCUGACGGGCCGGCCACGCGGCUUCGCCGGGCCCGGGAGGGGGGGGGGGGGAGGGGCGGGAGGAGGGGAGAGGAGGAACGCGAACGGAGGAGGGAGGGAGAGGAGGGGAGAGAGGGGUCGUGCCCCCCCCUGCCCCCACCACUCCAAGCCGGACCACGCCUCCCCAAUUGCCCUCACCGUGUCCCCCCCGACCGACGUCUGUCCCCAUUGCACCGUGGCCCUGUCGAUCGGCGACGGGGCGGGGCCCGCCGGCAGCCCGGCCAAUGAGGAGGCGGGGGAGGGAGCCAUGGAGGAGACGGACAAGCGGGCGGCCAAUCGGCGGCGAGAAAGGAGGAGGCGGGAAGCGGGGGACGAGGCUAAGCCCUCUGGGGGAUGUGGCCUGCGAUGCAGGGAGUUGGGGUAUGAGGUGAAGAUGAAACUGUGGGGGAUCGUGGAGAGCAAGUACUUCAACAGAGGGAUCAUGAUCGCCAUCCUCAUCAACACCAUCAGCAUGGGCAUCGAACACCACAACCAGCCCUCCCAGAUCUACAAAAUCGUCUUGGAAUCUGUGUUUCCUCACUCCUCCUUGUUCUCUCUGUCGUCCCCCUUACCCCUUCCAGCGGAAGAGCUGACUAAUGUCCUGGAGAUCUGCAACAUUGUCUUCACCUCCAUGUUUGCCCUGGAGAUGAUUCUGAAGAUCUCUGCCUUCGGCUGCUUCAGUUACCUCAGGAACCCCUACAACGUGUUUGAUGGAGUCAUCGUCAUCAUCAGUGUGUGUGAGAUCGUGGGCCAGUCUGACGGGGGCCUGUCUGUGCUGAGAACCUUCCGGCUGCUGCGCGUGCUGAAGCUGGUCAGGUUCAUGCCUGCUCUGAGGAGGCAGCUGGUGGUGCUGAUGAAGACCAUGGACAACGUGGCCACCUUCUGCAUGCUGCUUAUGCUCUUCAUCUUCAUCUUCAGUAUCCUGGGGAUGCACAUCUUCGGUUGUAAGUUCAGUCUGAAGACCGAGGCUGGGGACAGUCCUGACAGGAAGAACUUUGACUCUCUUCUGUGGGCCAUCGUCACUGUCUUCCAGAUCCUGACCCAGGAGGACUGGAACGUGGUGUUGUAUAACGGCAUGGCAGCCACUUCCCCCCUGGCUGCUCUCUACUUUGUGGCCCUCAUGACCUUCGGGAACUACGUCCUGUUCAACCUGCUGGUGGCCAUCCUGGUGGAGGGCUUCCAGGCUGAGGGAGACGCUAACCGCUCCUACUCAGAGGACGACAGGUCUUCGUCUAACUUUGACGAAAGUGAGAAGCACAACGACUCUCUCAAGUUGUCUGACCCUAAGCUGUGCACCCUGACCCCUAACGGACACCUGGAGCUGACCCCUGUGGGGGGGUCGCGGGGGUCGUUCCCUCAGGAGAGGUUGACCUUUGCCCUGGACUCUCGGAAGAGCAGCGUGAUGAGCCUGGGGAAGAGUAGCCUGGAGAGACGCUCGCUGUCCCUGCGCCGAGGCCGCAGUUCCCUAUACCACAACUGGGGGCGCCCUACCCCCGCCCAGUCCGCUUGGACCCGCAGGUCCAGUUGGAACAGCCUGGGCCGUCCCACUCAGGGCAUCUCCGGAGGGGUGGUGGGGGGCAGCCUGCGAGUGCAUGGCAGCACCAGCCCCCACGCCCACUACCACUCCCACCCCUCUGAGCACGAGUCCCUCCUGAGCCACCGCCACCCCCACCCUCCCCCCCUCCUCGCCCGCGGCCGCCUGCCCCCCCAGAGGGCCCGGAGAGCCCUCUCCCUGGAGCUCCCGGAGGUUCUCCGUGCGUCCGGCCAGCCGCCAGCCCGCCCCGACCCCAGGGGGAGGGCUGGGUCUGGGGCAGGGGGGCCGGCGGGGCUGGGUGGAGGUGGAGACCACCAUGACUGUAACGGGAAGACGCCGGCUCAGCUCAUAGGGGAGGUGUUUCCUCAGCUCAACACCCGCAAGGGCAGGACGGAGCUGGAGGAGGAGACAGACUAUAGUCUGUGUUUCCGUGUCAGGAAGAUGAUUGAGGCGUACCGGCCUGACUGGUGUGAAACACGGGAGGACUGGUCCGUCUACCUCUUCUCUCCCCAGAACAAGUUCAGACGGAUGUGCCAGUCCAUUAUCGCCCACAAGCUGUUUGACUAUGUAGUUCUGGCGUUCAUCUUCCUCAACUGCAUCACCGUGGCUCUGGAGAGACCCAAGAUCAUGCAGGGCAGUCUGGAGAGACUCUUCCUAACCGCAUCUAACUAUAUCUUCACUGCUAUCUUCGUAGCUGAGAUGACCGUCAAGGUGGUAUCUAUGGGGCUGUAUCUAGGGGAGAAGGCCUACCUGCGCAGCAGUUGGAACAUCCUGGACGGCUUCUUGGUUUUCGUCCUCAUCGACAUCGUGGUGUCCAUGGCGGGCGGGGCCAAGAUCCUGGGGGUGCUCCGAGUGCUCCGCCUGCUCCGCACGCUGCGCCCCCUCAGGGUGAUCAGCAGAGCCCCGGGGCUGAAGCUGGUGGUGGAGACCCUCAUCACGUCCCUCAAGCCCAUCGGGAACAUCGUCCUCAUCUGCUGCGCCUUCUUCAUCAUCUUCGGCAUCCUCGGGGUUCAGCUCUUCAAAGGGAAGUUCUACUACUGUGUAGGCCUGGACAUCAAGAACAUUACUAACAAGUCUGACUGUCUGUCCGCCAGCUACAGAUGGGUUCACCACAAAUAUAACUUUGACAACCUGGGACAGGCUCUGAUGUCUCUGUUUGUGCUGGCAUCCAAGGAUGGUUGGGUCAAUAUCAUGUACCACGGUCUGGACGCUGUGGGCAUAGACCAGCAGCCGGUGAUCAACAACAGCCCCUGGAUGCUGCUCUACUUCAUCUCCUUCCUGCUGAUCGUGAGCUUCUUCGUGCUGAACAUGUUCGUGGGCGUGGUGGUGGAGAACUUCCACAAGUGCCGUCAGAACCAGGAGGUGGAGGAGGCCAAGAGGAGGGAGGAGAAGAGACAGAGGCGCAUGGAGAAGAAGAGGAGGAAGGCCCAGAAGCUGCCUUACUUCUCUAAUUACCACCACGUGCGCCUGAUGAUCCACACCCUGUGCACCAGCCACUACCUGGACCUCUUCAUCACCUUCAUCAUCUGCAUCAACGUCAUCACCAUGUCCCUGGAGCACUACAGCCAGCCGCAGUCUCUGGAGACAGCUCUGAAGUACUGUAACUACUUCUUCACCUCCACCUUCGUGGUCGAGGCCGUGCUCAAGCUCAUCGCCUUCGGCUUCCGACGCUUCUUCAAGGACAGGUGGAACCAGCUGGACCUGGCCAUCGUGCUGCUGUCGGUGAUGGGCAUCAUCCUGGAGGAGAUCGAGAUCAACGCCUCCCUGCCCAUCAACCCCACCAUCAUCAGGAUCAUGAGGGUGCUGAGGAUCGCACGAGUGCUCAAGCUGCUGAAGAUGGCUACAGGGAUGAGAGCGCUGCUGGACACGGUGGUGCAAGCUCUACCUCAGGUGUGUAUUCACUUACACACACACACAAAACGGGACAAUACAGAGAAAGCGAGAGGUUUGCAACACAGUGCAGCUCAGACACAACAUCAAAUGAAUUGUGUGUGUGUGUUCCAGGAGAACCAGUGGCUGGACAGUGUGUCUCUGCUGAUAAAGGACUCGUUGGAGGGGGAGAUGCAGAUGAUUGACAACCUGUCCGGCUCCGUGUUCCAUCAUUACUCCUCCCCCUCCGUCUGCAGGGGCUGCAGGAGCCACCCGCAGGAGAUCCGAUUGGCCGAGGUGGAGCAGGCAUCUCUGAUGUCAGAGCAGCUGUCUGACAAGUCGUCAUCGCUUGCGCUGCCUGAUGACAUCAGCCUGGACGAGCACAGCAUCUACCAGCUGCUGGUCAGAGACAGCCAAAGAGGCAGCAGUGACUCCCACAGCUCUGAGGAGCUCCAGGGGGUCUCUGGAGUGUGUGGAGGUCCUGGAGGGUACAGGGGGCUGUCUGGGUCCCUGGGCCCAGGAUCAGUCACCUCAGACGGGGGAGAGAGACUACUAGAGGUGGGGGUCCACCCUCACAGGCCCCAGGUUCAGCUCCUACAGCAACACACACCAUCAUCCUCUCCGCCGCACCACGCAGAUCCAAACAGCAGUGCCAGUGGUGACAUCACGUCCUCCCCCCCAGACCCUCUCUUCCAGCUCCCCUUCUUCCACCCGGCUGGCGUGGCUCCCCCUGCCGGCCCUAGCCUCAGCCCUGGACCCGGCCCCAGCCCCAGCAACAGCCCCAGCACUGGACCCAGCCCCCGCCCCAGCCCCCGCCCCAGCCCCAGCCCCCGCCCCAGCCCCGGCCCCAGUCCCAGGGGGGUCCCAGAGGGGCGGGGGCCGUCCAGGCUGGCCUCCCCAGCAUCCUGGGCCUCCCUCCGGUCCCCAGGGGCCCACAGGAGGGGGCUGUGCUUGCAGCACCCCUCCCACAGUGACUCGUCCCUGGCCACAGGCAGCUCAGAGGGCAGCCUCCAGACCACCCUGGAGGAGGGCCUCAGCUUCAGCGUGUCCCCCCCCAGAGACCUGGGCCUCCCCCUGCCUCUGCUCUGCCCCAUGCCCCUCCCCAGCCAACCCCAGGGGGGUUCCGCACUGCCCCAGGGCCGCGCGGGGGCCCACCCCUCUCUGAAGGGCCGCAGCAACACCGCGUUCAACCUCCAGGCCACCAGGGGGCUCCAGAGGAGCUUGGGGAGCUGCGGGGGCAGCACCAGUCCCGGGUGCCCCCGGCAGGAUUCCAUGGACCCGUCGGACGAGGACGUGGGGGUCGGCGCGGGUGGCGAGGGGGAGGGGCCCGGCCAGGCGUUCAACAGCGAACAUUCGUCGGAGACUCUGAGCAGCUUGUCGCUUACGUCGCUGCUCGUGCCCGGCUCUCUGGCUCCCCCUCUGGCGAAGAAGUGUAACAGUGACGGGUCGCUGGACCAAGGGGGCAUGGCGGUGAGGAGCAAAGACGACCGAGGGUAUUAUGGGAUAGACUCUCACGGAUACCUCUCGAACCCCUGGUCGGAGGGGGAGAAGGGGGCGUAA